Molecule: messenger RNA, 1940 nt
Organism: Vespula pensylvanica (western yellowjacket)
Lineage: Eukaryota; Metazoa; Arthropoda; Insecta; Hymenoptera; Vespidae
Product: putative zinc finger protein 66
Exons: 9
Coding region: 229-1860 (543 amino acids)
Biological process (GO): regulation of transcription by RNA polymerase II
Cellular component (GO): nucleus
Molecular function (GO): DNA-binding transcription factor activity; RNA polymerase II cis-regulatory region sequence-specific DNA binding; zinc ion binding
Source: RefSeq, a predicted model, not a curated record
UUAUAUAUCAUGGCGAUGUAUAUUUGACAGUUCCAUAACCUCUUUUUAAGAAUCUUAGGAAAUCUAAGAAGACUGGAAACAAAUAUUUUCGAUCUGCAUUAAUGUUUCAUUUACAACGUCAUAAUAACUAAUUCUAAUCUAAAAGUAUUAUAAUAUAAUAGUCUCUUUCUUUCUUAUACCAAAUAUAUUUUAAACGUAGCGUAUGUUUGGUUUAAAAAAAAUAUUCAUAUGAUCUUUAUUGAUAUAAGGAUGUCUGUAAAUAUACGAUGCCGAUUAUGCGGUGUAAAAUGUCAGGAAUAUUUAAAUAUAUUUGACGAAGAAGAAAUUUAUGUUAAAAUAUCUUGCUGCUUACAGAUUACGAUUUCGAAAGAGGAUGUUCUUCCUAAAACUAUUUGUUGUACUUGUAGUUCUAAUUUAGAAUUGUCAUACGAUUUCUUUACGAAAUCUCAUAUGGCUCAAUUGUUUCUCAACGAAUUAUAUGGAUCAAUAACUAAUGAAAAACAAACUAUUGAACAUACUGUUAAUGAAACUCAAAGUCUUAAAACAAUCACUAAGGAUUCUGUAGACUAUAACAAGGAAUCAUUAAUUCAUAAUGACAAAUCUAAUGUAAAUGAAAAUAUUAAGGAACAUGACACAAAAGAUCAUCUGUCUACUUUGCACUCUAAUCCAAAGAAAAAGAAAUGUGAAAAAUUAGUAGUAAGGCAAAAAAAAACAGAUGAAUUAAUACAGAUAACAGAAACUCAAGGAAAAAAUACUAUUGUUACUUCUAAUAUACAGAAAAGUACUAGAGAAAAUAAAUUAAAAGUAAGAAAAUUUAAUGAAAUUAAUAAAGCAGCAACAACUUCUACUGAUAAAUUAACAUAUACAACUUCUGUCUACAACUUUUGCCUUCCGGAUGUAAUUCAAGAAUAUCAAUGGACAUGUGCAAUAUGUGAAGAUUUUAAUGUUGACAAUUUUCCGGAAUUAUAUCAACAUUACAAAGCAUUGCAUAAUCGAGAGCCUUCUUUUAAAUGUAAUAUAUGUGAUAAAGUCUAUGAAGUUUAUGCAAGCUUUAUAAAACAUUUAAAACUACAUCGAGAUUUUAAUCAAUAUAAAUGCACUACUUGUAAUAAAACAUUUUCACAAAAGGGAAUACUACUUUCUCAUCAGACCGUACAUUCCAAUGAAAGGCCUCAUACCUGUUGCAAAUGUGGAAAAUCAUUUAAAAAAUAUAGCUCAUUACAGACACAUAAUAAAUUACAUCUCCCUGAUGAUAUGAAGGAGAAAUUUAUAUGUGAAUUCUGUAAAAAGCAGUUUUCUACUAAACACACCUUAAUAAUGCAUCGUAGACUUCAUACUGGAGAACGUAAUUUUAUGUGUGAUAUUUGUGGAAAAUCUUUUACUACAAAAGGUUCUUUAGUAUAUCAUAUCGCAGGUCAUGCAGAAGAUAAGAAUUUUAAAUGUAAAGAAUGUAAUAAGUGUUUUAAAACAGCCAGAGUCUUAAAUAACCAUGUGAUAUUACAUUCUACAAUAAAACCAUAUCAAUGUGAUGUUUGUGGUAAGCAAUUUCAUGUACGUCGUCGCUUACAAGAUCAUCAUAGAAUUCAUACAGGAGAUAUGCCAUAUAAAUGUGAAUUUUGUGAGAAAUCUUUCCGAUUUUCUGGAAUUUUAACAAUACAUAGGAGACAACAUACAGGUGAAAGACCAUAUAUUUGUACAGACUGUUUACGUUCUUUCACUAACUGGUCUAAUUACAAUAAACACAUGAAGCGUAUACAUCAUUCUGGUGCUACUAAUUCGGAAAAAAAUAAUAAAUACAAGAAAAAGACAAGUGAUAGUGAAAUUAAAGCAGCAGUCACAGAAAGUAAUAUUAACAAAUAAAUUAUAAAGAUAUGUAUAUUAUUUUUUAAUUAUUAUUUACUUUUAUGUUAAUUAAAAUGAUAUUCAUUUUAUAAAUUUCA